CCACAACCAUCUAUCAGUCGUGCGGGUCAGAUUUUAUUUUUCACCAACUUUGCUCGAAUCGAUCGAUGAUUGACCGAUGGAGACUGGAUCCCAUCACUUCUUUAACGAUGAUAACAACAUGAAACACAACACUAACUACGAGUACUGCUUUGUGCUUUCAAUUCGGAACGAGAAAUACAUUCAUAGGCAUCCAUGAGACGUGUCUACGGGAAGAUCGGGUCCCCUCUGAACCGAGAACAACUAAAGCGGCGGGCCGAAAAAGACCGAAGAGGAAUCUCAGUUGCAUCGCUUUCGUCGCGGCGGCAGCAACAAACUAAUCAGCAGCCGCAUAGGAAAGUAGCAUACCGCAGAAAGUUCCACUCUAUCUGCAAUGUGGGAUCUCUGAGAUCAAUCGCAGCAGAAAAUCGUACAUGGUGUUCGGUGUCCGACAUUCGUCUCCCGACACAACAAGAGCAACAACAGUAUCCAAAAAACUUGAAACCGUUCCUUUCUCGCCAAUUUGCAAGGAAUCUCGUGAGACAGCAUUCCACGCUAGACAUGAAAUCGGUAUAUAGGAAAACUACUUCACGCCUUCUGGCGACACCACUUGGGGGUCUGGACGACAAGCUCUGGAGCGAAGCGCACAUGACCAUCCUUUGGUGGCUCAACAACUCGUGUGGCACCAACAACGAGAACGCCCCGGCAACGGUGGUUUCGUCCGACGAGGCCUCAGAAGGCGUCCACAAUGCCCUCGGUCUCUUGGACCGCAUGUAUGCGGAGGAGCAGGAGACCCUCGACGAUCACGACGGAGAUAUUCCGGAGUUCUUCGACGAAGAGUUGUUGAAUUUGAUUGUGAAUAGGUGGAGAUUGCUAAUCUCGUCGCACCAGGUUCUUCUGGAUCGCAAGGAAACCAACAGUUCGGUGCGGGCAAAAGACGAGGACGACGAAAUCACUAUGAUAACACCAAGAAACCUUCUCGAUCGCCUCUACUGCUACCAGGAAACAUCCCCGAGUUUGCAACCAAACAUUCAAAGCUAUGCCAUGAUUAUCGACACGAUUUCUUCCAUGGUGGAAAUCUACGACGAAGACUACAAAAAGGUCGAAAAGGAAGAGCUAAUGGAAACGGUGGAUGAAAUAAUAAACUGGGUCGUAGAUCAAGCCUGUGACGACUAUAGCGAUGGCACUGACAAUGGCGACGAUUUGAUUGCCAAUGACACAAUUCGAGACGAAGCCUUGCCGGGUGCAUCUUCGUCGCUGCUGAAGCAGCAACGCCGCUACGCUCCGACCCCAAACGUGGUGCUCUUCUCGAGCACAAUGAAUGCCUGGGCAAAGAGCGGAUUGAGUGGUGCACCCGAACGGGUAGAUGAGCUCUUGGAGAACAUGCACGAUUUGCAAGAAUGGUACCCAGAGUGGAACAUUGCACCCAACAAGUUCACGUAUUCGACCGCAAUCGAUGUCUGGGCCAAGGUACAGCGGGUCGAUAAGGUCAAGGAGUUGCUCCAGAAAAUGCACCAUCAAGCGAUGGAGAAAGACAAUCCAUCGCUCAAACCGGGAUUGCCGGCCUUCAAUGGGUAUCUCGUAGCCCUGGCUAGGUCUGGCAGAGUAGAAGAAGCAGAGACUUUGUUGGGCCAGAUGGAAGACCUCUACGCUUCCGGUGAAUUGGAGGAGCCACCCAGCGUCAUUUCAUACACCACCGUCAUCGAUGGCUUUGCAAGAUCCAAGCGGGAGGGCGCUUCAAUGCGCGCGGAGUCCUUUCUGCGUCGGAUGAUCGACAGCGAGGACCUUUCCCCAAAUGCCGUCACGUACAAUUCGGUCAUUAAUGCUCACGUCCAGUCCUUCAACAUCGAGGCGGCGGAGAACCUCUUGCAAGAAAUGCACGAGACGUUUCUGCGGACCGGAAACAUGGAUAUCCGGCCCACGAUGCAAUCUUAUAGUGUUGUCAUCUCGGGAAUCGCCAAGAGCCGGCGGAGGGAUUCUGGGAUACGGGCCGAGCAAAUCCUUGAGCAAAUCAAGGAGAUGGCUCGAUCAGGCGACCUCGACAAACCGCCCGAUGUCAUCCUCUACAAUGCGGUGCUCGAUUGCUGGGCCAAAUCAUCGGUUACACCAGAAACAGCCUUGAGGGCGGCUACCUUUUUGGAGAAAAUGAGGGAGGACGAAAUCGUCCCAGACGCAAUUUCUUACAAUACCGUCAUUCAUUGUUUAGCACAAUCAGGGAGGGCUUACGACGCAGAACUAAUGCUCGAAAAAAUGAAAGAAGAGGGUAUCUACCCGAACUCAAUCACCUAUAACACUCUUCUGGCAGCAUAUUUGAAUCAAACACAAACCAGAAAACUAGGAGGCUUUCACAAGGAUCGUUCGAUGCAAUCGAAUAAAACUGAUACCGAUAGAGCUGAAAAUUUAUUUGAAAGAAUGAGAAACGAUCCCAACAUCGAUCCAGACGUCGUAACAUACAACACUAUGCUUCAUGCUUAUUCUAGAGAAGGAGAUAUCGAAACGGCAGAGCGCUUGUUGCAAGAGAUGUUUCUCGAGGAUUCUCCGGUUGCUCCAGAUUCUACCAGUAUCAAUACUGUCAUAAACGCCUGGACGAAAUCUGGUAGGGAAAAUGCUCCACAGCGCGCAGAAGCUAUUUUAGAGCAAAUGCUCCACCCGAGUGAUAAUUCAAAGGAAGGACKGGAUGGAAAGCUCGUCAAAAUUCGGCCCACUUCUAUUACAUUCAACAGCGUCAUGACGGCUUGGACCAAGACCCGCAGGGCAGAGGCUGCCGAGCGCUGCCAAUCCCUUCUUAACCUGAUGGUUCACAACGAGGACGGCGCAAUUCAGCCAGAUUAUGUUACGUUCAAUAUCAUGAUAUAUGCAUGGUCUCUUUCGACCCAAGAUGAUGCACCGGAUAGAGCAGAAGCUUUACUUUCGGAAAUGCGUCAAAGAUUCAAAAGCGGUAACGCUCGCAUGCGACCUAGCACCAAGACUUAUGGAUCACUAAUCAACGUUUGGGCGAAAAGCAGACGACCAGAGGCCGGUAAAAAAGCAGAAGAUUAUCUGAGAAAAAUCAUUAAGAUAUCUGAAGGAAAGCAAAGGGGGCAUCGCCAAAAUUCGAGGAGUUUCAGAGAAGAGCAACCCCGAGUCUUUGAAUUCACCUCUGCUAUUCGAGCAUGGUACAAGAGCGACGACCCUAUGGCUAUCUACAAGGCAGACGGCAUUUUAUAUCUGCUACUGCAGGAAGUUAAAAGAGGGAAUAAGCAGGCAACCCCUGAUUCCAAACUAUUUGGCGCUUUUCUCCAGAUACUUGCCUCUAGUAUGGUUCCGAAGAAAAACAUUUAUGCAGACAGGGUAGUAGAAAUGAUGAUAGAGUUCAAGGUGAAACCAAAUAAAAUGCUACUUGAUUUGAUGAAACGAUGUUAUUCCGGUCUACAGGAGCGACCUGACAUGUUGAAUGAGUCACAGCAAGUCAACAACAAGCAUUGAAGUGUUGCGUGGCCCUCACUUUAUGUCAAUCUAUCAUUCCCAUCAUUUUGAUCGACUCCAUGCUCCUGCACAUGCCAAACAGUUUGAGGGAGAGAUAACUACCAUAAUGUGCUAGCACAGCAGUAAGUAGUGCGAAGUAUGAAUAGCAGCACUACUAUCAUCUUUUACGAUUUAAUGCAUUAGU
Messenger RNA from Pseudo-nitzschia multistriata, 3625 nucleotides. The record is from the annotation of a GenBank genome assembly. Lineage: Eukaryota; Bacillariophyta; Bacillariophyceae; Bacillariales; Bacillariaceae.